Molecule: messenger RNA, 1252 nt
Organism: Tinamus guttatus (white-throated tinamou)
Lineage: Eukaryota; Metazoa; Chordata; Aves; Tinamiformes; Tinamidae
Source: RefSeq, a predicted model, not a curated record
GCUUCGUGAACUGCUGGAAUCAGAAGAAAAUAGGUACUUUGCUGAGAUGGAGUCACUUGAAGAAACAGUCCUGGAAAAACAAGCAAAAAUGAGAGAGCGGGCAAAAUUGCUGAGAGAAAAGAGAGAAGAAGAAAGACAGAAGCUGGUUACUGAAAAACGAGAGCAGCAAUUCAGAGAACAAUGUGAGGAGUUUCGCACGCGGCAGGCACAGAAGCACCAGCGGGAAGUGUGCGCGGACCGACUGGCGCAGCUGGCUCUCAAGGAGGAGCUGAAAAAGCAGCAGCAGCAGGAGGAGCAAAUGUUUGCCAGGCUCUGGGAAGAGGACCGGCUGGCCAAGGAGAAGCAGGAGGCGGCGGAUAUGCAGAAAGCAGCGGAGCAGCAUCGGGAAUUGCUGAGCUUACUCGGAGCCCAGGUGGCCAUGCAGGGCGCUCGCAGGGAGGAAGCCAAGCGGCUGAAGGAAGAGGAGGCUCGUGUGCUGGAAGAAGAAAAGCAACAGCUUAAACAAGAAAAUGAACGUCUUCAUAUGGAGAAACUGCGGAAGCAGAAGGAACGCAGGGACAUGCUGGUCAGGGCAGCGCAGGACAAGAUGAAGCGUCUUAAUGAGGAAAAGCAGGAGGAGCUUGCUCUGGAUAUGAAGAUUCUAGAAAAAACUCUUCAGGAAUCCCAGGGAGGUGCUGAGGAGAAAAGCAAGAGAAAACAAGAGCUUUUCAAGGAGCAGCAGACUUACCGGGCACACCUGGCACGGCAGCUGGAGGAGGAGAAACAGCGAGAAAAGGAAGCGGACAAGCUCCUCGAGGAAGAGAUGGCAAAGGCUUGGGCCAAGAAGGCUGAGCAACUGCGCUUAGAAAAAGAAGCUAGAAAACAGCUGCUGAGAGAUGUCCUGGACACGAGAAAACUGCAAAUCAAGGAGAAGUCAGAGAGAAAUGCAAAGGAGCAGGAAGAACUCGCCCAGGAAAGGAAGCUAUUCGCUGAAGCAAUCACAGAACUGAAACGUAUAGAAGAAGAAAAAUAUGCAAGAAAAGUAAAGGAAGCAAAAGAAUACCAAGAGCAACUCAAGGCUCAGAUUGCCUAUCAACAACAAGCCCGUAAUGCUGAGGAGGAAGAGAAGCGGCGAGAAUAUGAAUCAGCCCUGGCAGCAGAGAGAGCAAACCAAGAAAAAAUAGAGGAUAUUCUAGCAAGGUCUUCUGUGACACUAGCAGAAACUCAUCCCUUGAGAAGGAGACUCAUAUCGAGCACGCAAGAGCAUUUAUGA